Nothobranchius furzeri (turquoise killifish) is the source of this 2753-nucleotide messenger RNA. NCBI's taxonomy places the organism in Eukaryota, Metazoa, Chordata, Actinopteri, Cyprinodontiformes, Nothobranchiidae. The record is from RefSeq and is a predicted model, not a curated record.
GAAGCACUAACCCAAACACUGCGUUGUUGUUAUGUUGUUGUUGUUGGGUUGCUGUGGCGCUGGGCGGUGUCCAGGUCAGAGCCGAGGAUUCGCCUUCGUCGAGUUUAAUCUCAUACAGGAGGCCACGCGCUGGAUGGAGACCAACCAGGGAACGCUCUUGAUUCUGGGACAGAGGGUGUCCAUGCACUACAGCGACCCCAAGCCGCGUGCCAACGAGGACUGGCUCUGCAACAAGUGUGGGGUGCAAAACUUUAAACGGAGAGAGAAGUGCUUCAAGUGCAGCGUGCCCAAGUCAGAGGCUGAACUGAAGUUACCACAAGUUCAGAGGGAUUUACCAACUGGUCUUCAGAAGGAGGGAGCACCAGGUUUAUUACCCUUACCGACGUCCUACCACUCAUCUGGUCCAAGUGUCCCCCCAGGGCAGGUGGGACAGCAGGGAGACGCUGCUAAUGACACUCUGAUUCUUAGAAACCUUGGUCCUCAUACCUCAGUGGAAGCCAUCUUGUCGGCACUGGCUCCGUUUGCAACGCUGUCCUCUUCAAAUGUUCGGCUCAUCAAGGACAAGCAUACACAGCUCAACAGAGGCUUCGCCUUUCUGCAGCUCUCCACCAUAGUGGAGGCGUCUCAGCUGCUCCAGAUCCUACAGGCUCUGCACCCACCACUGUCAGUAGAUGGGAAAGCUGUUGUGGUGGAGUUCGCCAAAGGCUCCAAACGAGACGUGUUUGUGAUGGAUGGGAGCAGAGUGAGUGCUGCUACGGUGGCCAGCACAGCCAUAGCUGCAGCUCAGUGGGCCGUCACACAAAACACUCCAAAUGGAGGUGUUGAUGCAACUGUGUACCAGCAGGGGGCAGCGGUAACUUGCAGUCAGGAGGGGCUGAAGUACUCUGGACCAGACGGGCCCAGGGCGCAGACAGACUCCAGGGUUGCUGCUUUGCCAAACACAGUAACGUCCCUGAAUGGGGCGUUCACAGGAGGGACACCAGCUGUUUCCUUAGAGACAGUAAAAUGUGGUUCAGCAGCUUUGCUACAGCCUCUCAUUCACACUCAGGCUGCUCUUAUCACCACAGCUGCCACUGCAACAGCCACACAGGUUGAGAUUGUGGGAAAACCUCAGCCAGCUGCUCCCAGUCAACCUGCUACCCCAGGAACAGAACACGAGCUAAAACAAUAUCCUGUUCCAGAUGUGUCAACGUAUCGGUAUGAUGAAAGCUCGGGCUUUUACUACGACCCCCUCACAGGACUUUAUUAUGAUCCAAAUUCCCAGUAUUACUACAACUCUCACACGCAGCAGUACAUGUACUGGGAUGGAGAGAAGCUCACGUACAUUCCUGCUGGCAGCCAAGCAAGUGCUGAAGAUGCUCCUAUCAAGGAUGCAGCUUCUUCAGACUCUGUGUCUUCCAACACAGGAAAUAAGGAAAAAAAAGACAAGCCGAAGAGUAAAACGGCUCAACAGAUUGCCAAAGAUAUGGAGCGCUGGGCCAAGAGUCUCAACAGACAUAAGGAAAACAUGCGUUCUGUCGCUUCAUCCCCUGCCGUGGGCUUUUCUCCUGGUAACACACGAGCACCCGGCAGCAGUCGUUUAGAUGAUUACAAAGAAUCUGCAAGUGCUGAUGCAGGCUACGCCGUUUUGGAGAAGAAGGGGGCGCUCUCUGAAAGGCCUCCGAGUUUUCUGGACCAGAUUCGACAUAGUGCAGAAUCUCCUCCACCUCAGUCAGGUCUGGUUCCAGCCUACAGUGCAGAAAGCGACAGUGAAGAAGAAGGCGGUGACGGAGAUGAGAAGGAGGGAAGAAUGACAGACUGGGUCAAACUUGCUUGUCUGCUGUGUAGGAGGCAGUUUCCUAGCAAGGAGGCUCUGAUCAGACAUCAGCAGCUUUCUGAGCUACAUAAGCAAAACCUGGAACAAAGAAGAUCUCAGCAAGACGCUCUUGGCAGAGAGAGAUUGGCUGAUGGAGCUGAACCUUCAGAGUCAUUGAAGCGAAAGUUUAGCCCUGUUGAUGGGAUCUCAGGCACUAGUCUUGGUGCGAGGAUGCUGCAGGGAGGCAUGAAAAAAGGGCUUUUGUUGCGCAAUGCACAAGUGGACUGACCUCUGAUCCCAGAAAGGGCCGUGUCCUACAUCCAACUCUACUAUUGACCUCUAUUUUACAAACAAUUUUUAAAAAUCUCAUUUUGGGUAGACAUAAUUACCUUAACAAUGGUAAUACUUGUUGGUAGUAAUCCCAUAAACUCGCUGUGUAGCAGUAAUUGUUGGAAUAUUGCACAAAUUGCACCUUUUUGCUUGCUCUCUGAAUGAUGCUUUUCAUUUCUCGCUUGCUUUGAAGCGUGCAUUUGUGUGUAAUAAACAGAUUUUACGUUUGGGAAAACAUUUGCUGUUGCAAAAUGAAAGAUCAGUUGUCAACAGGUCUUUGUCAGCAAAUAGGAGUUAAUAAAAGGACUGUCUAUGCACCAUAGAUUUUUUUUUUUUUAGGUUAAUGUUUUUUGCCAUGUCAUUCAGUGAAUGACUGAUCUGGGCAUGAACUGUGUAUAUUACAGAAUUGGCACUUUUUUUUACAGAAUUUAAGGUAAAGAGAUUGUGGCCUUUUGGACUGAGGUCACAUUUACUAACAUUGUGUAGAGGAGACGUCUAUCGUGGUAGAUUUAAAUUAACAUUGUAUGAGAUACUUCUAUUUGAAAAAUUAACUUUUUGUCAUUGUGUACUCAUCCACCAAUGUGACUGUUUCAUUGAGCUAAUGUAAAAUAAACACAUUUUCAUCUGU